Acanthamoeba castellanii str. Neff is the source of this 387-nucleotide messenger RNA. RefSeq names its product RNA recognition motif domain containing protein. Lineage: Eukaryota; Discosea; Longamoebia; Acanthamoebidae. Gene Ontology annotation, molecular function: RNA binding. Gene Ontology annotation, cellular component: catalytic step 2 spliceosome; precatalytic spliceosome; U2 snRNP. Bases 1 to 387 code for a protein of 128 amino acids. The transcript is spliced from 2 exons. The record is from RefSeq and is a predicted model, not a curated record. Gene Ontology annotation, biological process: mRNA splicing, via spliceosome.
AUGGCGGCGAUGGCGGCAGGAGGUGGCGCACCGGGAGGCAAGAGGGCGAAUGCCAGACUGCCACCAGAGGUGGGAAGGAUCGUCUUCGUCAAGAAUCUCCCCUUCAAGAUCACACCGGACGAAAUGUACGACAUCUUCGGCAAAUUCGGCGCCAUUCGACAGAUCAGACUGGGCACGAACAACAAGGAGACGAGAGGAACAGCGUUCGUUGUGUACGAGGACAUCUUCGACGCCAAAAAUGCCGUGGAUCAUCUUUCGGGAUUCAACAUCGGCGGUCGGUACCUCAUUGUGCUCUACCAUCAGCAAGCCAGAGCUACCAAGAAGAUGGACCAGAAAAAGAAGAAGGAGGAGAUCGACGAGCUCAAGAACAAAUAUGGUGUGGAGUAA